AUGAAAGUCAUCAUCACGGGUGGCUUUGGCUUUCUGGGCUUGCACCUCUGCAAGCGAAUCCUGGCUGUGGGCGAACUGAUCGGUGCAGAUGAAAGCACGCAUGUGGUUCGCAAGCUUGUGCUUUUUGAUGCCGGUUCUCCACCAAAGGACAUGCCAAGAGAUUCGCGCAUCGAGGUCCGAGUGGGAGACAUUACAAACGCAGAUGAGGUCAAGUCUCUCGUCGACGAGGAUGGCAUCGUAAUCUUUCAUUUGGCUUCCGUCAUGAGCGGACAAGGGGAGAAGGAUUUCGACAUAUGUUGGAGAGUGAAUGUGGAAGGAACCCGCAACUUGCUUGAGCCAUGCCGGGCCCGGCGUGGUUGCAAGUUUGUCUUUGCAUCUUCAGGUGCUUGCUUCGGGGAAAGGUCUGACGGCCCGGAGACCGACACCACAAAGCUUUUGCCUCACACCAGCUACGGGAUGACCAAAGCCUGCAUGGAACUCGUCAUCAACGACUUUACACGCCGUGGCUUUGUGGAUGGCCGGGUCGCGCGCUUGCCCACCGUGAUUCCAAGACCAGAACCCAACUCUGGGCUUCCGGCUGCUUUUUCAGACAUCUUGCGACAACCAUUGCAAGGGCAGCCCGCCGUCUUGCGACUGAAGCCAGACAUGAAGCAUGCCGUCUGUGGCUUCCGCGUUCUUGUCAGGAAUCUGAUUCACUUGGCCAACCUGCCUGCAGCAGCUUUCGCUGAGUCCAUCGAUCGAUGUAUGAACAUGCCAUCCUUGUCUGUUACAUUGCAAGACCUUGCCGAGUCUCUGCUCAAAAUUGUGCAAGAUCCCUCCAAGCUGGGUAGCAUUACUUAUGAACCGGACGCGGAGCUCUGUGGAAAGCUAUCCACUUUUCACAAACACAUGGAUGCAACACGGGCACGCGCGCUUGGGAUGAUGUGUGACAGCUCGGCAGCCGCAAUUGCAGCAGAUUUCGCUGCAGAGUAUGUGGAUCCGCUGCUGUUGAAGCCAGUGGUGGAAAUCUACGAAGAGCCACGCCACUGGCUAGCUUUUUCCAACGAACACGUGAGGGUCUUCCGUGUAGAGAAUCCACCGGGAGGUCCGCCAGUGAUGAUGUGCCUGGACGUAGAGCUUGCUGGAUUCCAGAACACGCAGACGGACGGUGCCGCGGCGAAGCGGCCAAGGACUGAAGCUGCGAAUUUGCCAGCAGGACUGCGGCUGACAAAGGAAAGGCCAGGGGCCCGGGUUCACGACCUGGAUCUGGCGGCUGGUACAUCCUGGGCUGGACGCAUACCAUUUGCAAGAGCUUUGUUCGUGGUUCACCGCGGAGCACACGUGCGAGGCGAGCUUGGGGACCGCCUACUCAAGCCGGGAGAUGUGUUCUUCCGAGACGGUCCAAUAGACAUGAAGCUGGAAGUGCUGGGAAAGCGCCGCGAUGUGGCCAUUUGGGUCGUGGAACUUCUAUCGUACCAGUGGUCUACAAAUCGUCGAGUAAAAGCAUUGCUGGGCGGAGGUAUCCGCCUGCCAUCGGAGUUUGCCAUGAGUGCCUACACUAGCACGAAGUGCGCCGCACUUAGGCAAAGCAUGGACAGGAUUGCUCGGAUGACCGUUGAAGCUGAGACACGUCCACCUGCGUAUUACGGCCACGGUGUGCCGGAGUGGUUAGGCGGUGGAGCACAAGGCGGUCAGCUGCAGGUGUGGGAGGCUGGAUGCGCCAGUGCAGAUUGCCAGCACGGCCAGCACAUCAUGUCUGUGGUGUUUGCAGCAGGCCACAUCCAACAACGGUGCAAGCACCAGCAGCACCAUGACCAUCCUGUCCAGAACAACAACUUCUCCCAGCUCGCCGCCAGUGCAGUUCAAAGCUUAGACGUGAAAUGCAUUUCCCAGCUUGGCUCACACAGGAAAGCACACGUUGCGACAGCCUUGUGGAACAAGCGAGUGAAGGUGAAACCGGUAGGAUACCUGCCGGGAUCCGAGCAUUGUUGCCGCCUGGCGCUCGCCGCAGGAGCUGACUCCACUGAAGAUUUCCUGCCGCUUUCCACGCAACCACUCGCCGCGCUGGACACGGAUGCUGCCUUGCAGCAUUUCUGGCCUUCAGAUUUGGUCUCGCCUAAGGCACUUUUCCUGGAUUACGACGGAACUUUGCGUGAGUUCGAGAGCAGCCCGGAGCUUGCAGUCCCAACAUCGGAGUUGAUGAGCUUGCUGCAGGCACUCAACGAACGUCCGGACUUGAGGCCACACAUCAUCAGCGGCCGCAGCUCCGAAUUCCUGGAAGCUCAUUUCGGAAGUCUGAACGCCUUCACUUUGAUCGCCGAGCACGGGUACCAUAUCUCACCACCUGUAGCAGAAGGUGAUUGCCGGACUUGGCGGCUUUGGGAACACUUUGGUGGCGAUGCGAAGCAUUUCACGGAGCACAAGAAUUGGAAGGCAAAGCUCCGUGAGGCCAUGUCCCGGCUGGCCGAUCAGAAUCCAGGCAGCCGUUUGGAGGAGAAGCAGUCAUCUCUGGUGUGGCACUACCGACAGCUGGCAGACGAGGCUGCAGCAGAUACUGCCGUGGCGAAGGCAUUUGAGGACCUGGAGCAGUUGUGCAAACGUGAGCGACUCCAGGACAUCAACCUCACCAAGGGCCACAAGGUCUUGGAGGCGUCUUACCGGAAUGUUCGGAAAGGCCUCUCCUGCCUGCACGUGGACACAUGGGACGGACUGAGGAAAACAGAUGGAGAGCUGUGGGCUUUUCAGGGGGGAUUCGACUUGUCCUUUGCAGGUGCUCAGACACCAGAGGAGCUGAGGCAAUUUCUUUGGCGCCUGGUGUUCGCGCCCUGGAUACUUCCAGCCGAACAUGUGGCAAGAGAAUGUAAGAGGGAGUAUGCAGUACGUGAUCAUGGCUCGGUCCUCUUCAUGGCUCGGCCCUCUCAUUUCCACCCAUAA
Symbiodinium sp. CCMP2456 is the source of this 2913-nucleotide messenger RNA. The record is from the annotation of a GenBank genome assembly. Lineage: Eukaryota; Dinophyceae; Suessiales; Symbiodiniaceae.